UACCAUCUAAAUAUUUGAAUUAGAGUGUGAUUAAUUCAUUUCUAUAAAAGCUGCAGUGGAGGAAGCAGAAUUCACUCAGGAGGUUAAGUGAACAUCAGAGUGGAACGAGGACCAACUGCUGAGAUGCUGUGGAGUUUGGUUUUCGUCUGGGUUAUAACAAUCCAAAAUGUAGCUGUGCAGACAACAGAUCUCUGUAACAAAAUGAGCAUAAGUCUGAAGGCAAAGAAUGCAUCCCAGUCCUCAACCUUAGACUGGAUAAAGACUAAUGGAGAACACGUACCACUGAUCCCUCCCAGAGCCUUUGAUGGGGAUCCCAGAACAUGUUGUCGCACCCAGAAUCAGACUAACCCCUGGUGGAGGAUUGACCUGCAGGGGAUUUACAACAUUUCUUGCAUCUCUAUCCAUACCAAACGAAAUGAUGUAGCUAACAUAUCUGGAGCUCAGAUCUACAUCGGGAACUCCCUAGAGAACAACGGCACCAACAACAGACUGGUUUACAACAUCACAGAGCAAGGACAGGAGAUAAACUAUGAAAACCUUAAUAUGAUUGCCUUCAGCUUUCCCACAUCAGCGUUGGGGCGAUACGUCACUGUGUUCAGACCAGGCCAAAAUCAUCUGGUUCUUUGUGAGGUGAACAUCACUGCUGUUUGUGGUGGACCAAUAAUUAAUCUGAUGAGGAAAGCAUCACAGUCUUCAACCUUCAUUCUUAAUAACAGUACAUACACUGCUGACCGGGCCUUUGAUGGGGAUCCCUCCACAUGUUCUCACAGUGACAAACAGAGCAACCCCUGGUGGAGAAUCGACCUUCAGGGGGUUUACAACAUUUCUUGCAUCUCUAUCUAUAAUAUUGAUCAGAAUGGCGGUGAGACUAACAUAACAGGUGCUAAGAUCUACAUCGGAAACUCUCUGCAGAACAACGGCACGAACAACAAACUGGUUCAAAACAUCACUAACUUUGAGACAAACAAAAACAAUGUCUAUCGGCUUCAGUCAUCAGUUUCUGGGCGCUAUGUCACUGUGAUCUCACCAACAAAACCACAUAUGAUUCUUUGUGAAGUAAAAAUCACUGGCAAAAAGCUUGAUUCGCCUUUUAAACUAAUUAAGCAAAACAAGAACUGGGAAGAAGCCCUGUACUACUGCAGAGAUAACCACAGAGAUCUGGCCUCCAUCCUGGAUCAAGAGAUGCAGGCCUUUGCUGAGCUGGAGGCUGAGAAGGCCAGCAGUCCCUUCGUAUGGCUCGGCCUUCAUUACACCUGCACCCUGGACUUCUGGUUCUGGGUUGAUGAUAAUGUUGUGCGUUUCAAACGGUGGGCUAACAACCCCCCAGAGGAGGACUGUGACAUGAGUGGAGCCAUAAAGACACAUGGAGACCAUCUGUGGUUCAGCAAGUCUGAUUAUGAGAAGUUUAAUUUUAUCUGUUUGCUUUAGGAAGAUUUUAGACUUCUACCUGAUUGUAAUGUUAAUGUUCCUUUAUUAUUGCCUCCUCUUUGAUUUUAUUAUGAUUUAGAAAAUUUUCUCUAAAGUGUUGCAAUGACCACUUAGAGAGUUUAUUAUUCUUGCUUCCACUUAUGUACAUUACUGUAG
This is a messenger RNA of Cyprinodon tularosa, 1584 nucleotides long. RefSeq lists its product as uncharacterized. The transcript has 8 exons. The record is from RefSeq and is a predicted model, not a curated record. NCBI's taxonomy places the organism in Eukaryota, Metazoa, Chordata, Actinopteri, Cyprinodontiformes, Cyprinodontidae. The coding region runs from base 124 to 1428 and encodes 434 amino acids.